This is a messenger RNA of Uloborus diversus, 408 nucleotides long. RefSeq lists its product as uncharacterized. The transcript has 2 exons. Bases 1 to 408 code for a protein of 135 amino acids. The record is from RefSeq and is a predicted model, not a curated record. Lineage: Eukaryota; Metazoa; Arthropoda; Arachnida; Araneae; Uloboridae.
AUGGGUAACGCAGGUGGCGGAGCAGGAGGCCAAAUGGGAGGCGGAUUCGGAUUCGGAGGGAAUGCAGGAGCAGGAGCUGGUGGACAAGGAGGUGGAAAAGGCGGAGCAGGAGCAGGAGGUGGAGCCAACGCCGGAAUGAACUUUGGAAUGAAUGCCGGAGCUGGUGGAGGAGCAGGUAGUGGAGGAGAAGGAGGUGGCAACGGAGGAGCAGGAGCUGGAGCAGGUGGUAACGUUGGAAUGGGAUUCGGAUUUGGAGGGAAUGCUGGAGCAGGUGCUGGUGGAGGAGGAGGAGCAGAAGGUGAAGGAGGAGCAGGGGCAGGAGCAGAUGCUGGAGGAAAUGCAGGAGGUGAAGCGGAGGCAGAAGCAGCAGAAGAAGCGGAGCAAGAGACAGAAGCAGAAAGAAAAUAA